Molecule: messenger RNA, 4043 nt
Organism: Quercus robur (English oak)
Lineage: Eukaryota; Viridiplantae; Streptophyta; Magnoliopsida; Fagales; Fagaceae
Exons: 5
Coding region: 60-3845 (1261 amino acids)
Biological process (GO): mitotic sister chromatid segregation
Cellular component (GO): nucleus; condensin complex
Source: RefSeq, a predicted model, not a curated record
AAAACAAAAACAGAAAAAACAUUUUGAAAAAAAAAAAAAAAAACAAUCAGAGUCAGUAAAUGGAGAAGCGACUCCGUUCCUCUCUCCAAUCCUCAGCCGAAGAGUUCCUCUCCUUAGCCCAAAAACAAAGCCUCAAAUCCUCAAAACCCAUUCUCAAAUCCCUAAUUCACAAAAUCACUCCCAAUUCAGACCUCUCUUCCUCUCUCCCCAUCUCUCUCCACCGCUCCAUUUCUCACUCCAUCGAAUCCUUCCAGAAGCUUCUUCAACCUAACCCUAGAAGAAGCCCUAACCCUAGCCCCUCCAAGUCCCCUCCUACAAAGCGACCCCGAAGAUCUUCGCGCCAUUCCAAGACGCCGGUGGAGCCCGAACCGGACCGCCAUGAAUUCGAUGUUGGCAAAGAAAAGAAGAAGCUUUUCAAGGACCUUGAAAUUCUCGCUCAUAUCGCGGUUCUAUGCGUCGCGCACCCCAAAAAGGCGUUCUCGCCGUCCGAUCUGCUCCCCGGAGUUCGCGCAUUGCACGAUAAUUUGAUUCUCUUUGAUUCGGAGUCGGUUCUGAUAUCGGAGAUAGCGAAUUUGUGCGAGGAGUGGUGGAAGGAGAAUUUGCCUGGGCGAGAGACUUUGAUUUCUCAGUCUCUACCUUUCUUGCUGUCCAAGUCACUGACGUUGAAGAGGAAAGUGGAUCUUCACAGAGUGUAUUCGCUUCGCGAGGCGUUUGCUUUGUUCGAUUAUGAGGACGAGAGCAUCGAGGACUUGAAGCUCUUGCUGAUUCGGUGCGUGAUUGCGCCGCUAUAUUUGAAAACCGACGAUGGGAGGCGGUUCUUGGCGUUUGUGUUUGGGCUGAGCAAUCAGCUUGUGAAGGAAAUGUUGGCUAUUAUUCGGUCUCAGAUUCCGUUUGGGCGUAAAUCGAUGCUUGAGGCGUUUGGGGAUAUACUGUUUCGGGCUUGGAAAGCCGCAGAAGGGGAUUCCAAGGAUGAGCUUGAGGAUGGUUUUUUGCAGGGUUUGAUUGAUGGUGCGAUACACGCGAGUUCACCAGCAUUGGCUGCAUCUAUUAGGAGGGUUUUGGGAGGGUUUAUAAGCCAGCGGACCACCGAGGGGGUCGAGAAACUUCUUUUUAGGCUUGCUGAGCCAGUGAUUUUUCGGUCUCUACAGGUUGCAAAUUCUAAUGUUCGCCAAAAUGCAUUGCAUUUGCUUUUGGACAUGUUUCCUCUAGAAGAUCCUGAUAGCACAAAAGAGGUGAAAGAUACAUUACUAGAUAAACAGUUCUUUUUGUUGGAGAGAUUACUUGCGGAUGAUUGUCCGGAUGUAAGGGUAGUGGCAGUGGAAGGUUCCUGCCGCAUCCUUCAUUUAUUUUGGGAAAUCAUACCUUCAGCAUCCAUAACAAAGACAAUUACGAAAAUUUUUGAUGACAUGUCACAUGAUAUAUGCAUUGAGGUUAGGCUCUCCACAUUGAAUGGUAUCAUUUACUUGCUUGGAAAUCCCCAAUCUCAUGAAAUUCUUAAAGUGCUUCUACCAAGAUUGGGGCAUCUAAUGCUGGAUAACGCCGUUUCCACACGAGCAGCUGUUGCAGAUCUCCUCCUUCUUAUAAGGGAUAUUCGAAAUUUUCAGUUUCAUAAGGUGGUAGGGCUGGAUGUCUUGUUAUCUACUCUUGCGAAUGAUCAACCUCUUGUUGCUCAGAAAAUCACAAAAUUGCUUAUACCAUCAUACUUUCCCUCAAAAGUACCUAUUGAAGAGGCAUGCAGUCGCUGCAUUACACUAAUAAAAAGGUCUCCCAUGGCUGGAGCAAGGUUUUGUGAAUUUGCUGUAUCAGAAGGGGCAUCCCUUAAGUCUCUCAUGGAACUCGAUAGAGUAUUCAUUAGUUUGAUCUUGUCACCUGAUAAGCUAGAUGCAGAUCAAAUGGAGGGUUUACUUGUUGCUGCAUCCUACCUUUGCAACAGCCUAGCAAGUGAGCCAUGUUACAAACGUGCUCUAAACAAGUUACUUGACGGUGAAAAAGUGAAGUUCUUGUUUGCUGCUGCCUCUACUGCAUGUGCUCAAUCUUCUGUAAUUAAAAUCGUUUCCACCAUUUCUCCAGAUGAUGCAGCUGGGCUUUUUGAAGAAUGCAUGGGUUUGGUUACUAAUUGUAGUGGUAUAUCAGAUAAUGUGGAAAGGCAAGCCGAAGUGAGGUCUGCUCACAAGUUGUUCCUGUCUUGUGAUGGAUUUGAUGAUAUGUUUGAAGCUCUAACAGUGCGUUUGCAGAAAACUGCCUACCGUUGCCAUAUAAAAUUUGGAACUGAAAUACCAAAGAACAGUUUUUCCUCCACAAAAAGGAAGAAAUCUAUGUCUUCUGGAAAAAUUUCAGCUAAAUGGAAAUGUGUCGGUGGAAAGAAGGCAUUUGACUUUGAGAAGGAUUAUUCCAUUGCUGUUGGAAUAGCGUGGCAAAUCAGGGACUUGCUUACAUCAGAGGAUUCUCGGAAGGCUAUAUUGGGGUCUCAAACUCUAGAACUGUCAUUUAUUGCUUUAAAGAUCAUAUCUGAAGUCAGCAUUGUGCAGUGCAUGCAUUGCGAAUACAUGGACACAUCUCCCAUUCUGGCAUAUACAGUUCUUGCUCUGCAUAUGACUCUUCAAAAUGUUAGCAUAAAUAGUCAAAAAGAUUGUGGUACUAGGAACAAUAGUACUGAUUCCUCAAGAUCACUUCUGGAGCUGACAGUGUUGGAACAGACAAUGGAUCACAUGCUAAACUGUACAGAGAAGCUACUUGGAGCAGGUGACUCUGGAAAGUACAGCAAAUUACCCUCAGAACUUGGGCAAGCUAACAGUAAGACAGCCAGUAGCCAUCGACGAGGAAACAAAGAACCUCAAACAGAUGCCUCUAGUCCAAGUGCUCAUGCUUCUCCCAAUAUUGAACAAAAAAGAGUACUAAUUAAAGUGAAGAUGCUUACUGCAAGUCUCAAGUUCAUGGUUGAUGCCGCUAUGAUGGGUUUUCUUUCCCACUAUUAUGGACAGUUGUUAAAGUUCACAUCAAGAUAUGUACAAUACAUCAUUUCCGCUUUAGGGCAACAAUCUCAAGACCGAUUUCAGUUUGAGGAGGAAGAUUUGAAAGAUAUAGUUCUGUGUGUGAAGAGCUCCUUCACCUAUGCAGCGAAGUUGCUUAAUCUAGUUCACAGAGCUGUCAGUGAAGCUUCACCACUUCCUCCAGAAGCUUUUGAUGUUGCCAACAAUUUGCUUGAUCUAAUCACCUCAAUUGAAUUACACAUGGGCUCUGGUAAAGCAGCAAGUCUUGUUGCCGCAGCAAAGCCUUGGUUGCCCGAUUUGAUUCUGGCAUUAGGAUCCGUGAACAUACUGAAAGAGACUCAAGGAGAAGGGAUUGAUUUUCAUGCAUCUGAUCGCAUUAAGGUCCAUUUUCCAUCAUGGCUUUUGAGUUUAGCAAGGACUGAGCUUAGUGAAAUGAGUGAAGUUGGCCCAGAAAAGGAUGAUGAUGGCAGAGUUUCUGAAUCCGAGGACUUUUUAGUUUUCAAGAAACUUCUUGGAAUGAUUGUUACAUUGCUAAAAGGAAAUCCUAACGUACUGGAUGCAGUUGGGGUGAUUUUCUUAACUGGCUCAGUACUUGGGCUUGAAAGGAAAGACUUUGGGUUGGUAUUGGGACUCUUACACUUUGUUUGUAUGAAGUUAUUUAGUCGAGAUGACAAAGAGUGGGGUGAUAUGAUGUUGGCUUCUCUGCAAGAAAUCUAUCCUCAAAUAGAGAGAGAACUGGAAGAAGAAAAUGACGAAGAUGGAAGGCAGAAAUUACUUAGUGCAAAGGAGUUACUUGAACGUGUUUGGAUGUAUCAUAUUUAUGAAACAGGGAGGGUUACAAUGAUGGAAGAGUAGACGGACUUCUAAUUUUAUGAGAGGAAUAUGUGCUCUGAUCUUUUUUUUAAUAAUUAUUUUUAUUCAAAGAAAAUCAAAAUAUGAUGCAUGAUUUUUUAUCUAGCUGAUUGGCUCAAGAAAGGACCAAAUCUCAAAGGGUUCUGAUCAAUAUCAGUAUCAAUAUCAAUAUAUUAAUAAGAUAAGGUGAAACUUUUCAAA